CUUCACCUCGAUGCCACCACAAUAACUGCGGCGCAUAUUGCGAUUCAACAUAGUCAGCCAGAUUGCUGCACGAUCUGUUCACAGACAGGCGACAUCCAAUCAUGGCCCAGUUCGCCGUACAGCCGUCGCUCGACACGGUGCGCGAGGUCCUCGCUGCUGCCAUUGAGUCGCCCAACCCGCCCAACCUCGUUCCCGUCUUCUCCUCCAUAUCCGCCGAGUUCCUGACGCCGGGUCUCAUAUAUCUCAAGAUCGCUGAGCAGGCAAAAUCGAAGCUGUCAUUUCUGUUCGAAAGUGCCGCUACAACUGAGACGAUUGGGCGAUACAGUUUCGUUGGUGCAGACCCGCGCAAGAUCCUCAAGACAGGCAAAGGCCAUGGCCCCGAAACCGAUCCGCUGCCUCUGCUCGAGAAGGAGCUCGCGAAGAGCAGAGUGGCAACCGUGCCUUCGAUACAAUUACCUCCGAUGACUGGCGGCGCAGUGGGUUACGUUGGAUAUGACUGCGUGCAAUACUUCGAGCCGAAAACGAAGCGAGAUGACAUGAAAGAUGUGCUGGGCGUACCCGAGAGUCUCUUCAUGCUGUUCGAUACCGUGGUAGCUCUGGACCACUUUUCGCAGGUUGUCAAGGUCAUCACCUAUGUCAAGGUGCCCGGAAGUCUCGACGACCUCGAGAAGGCGUACAACGAAGCCAAGGAGACUUUGAAAAAAUACACAGCGCUGUUGAAAAAGAGGGACAGAAUUCCGGAACCGGAGCAGCAGCCGAUUCGAAAGGGCCAGGAAUACAAAUCCAACAUCGGGCAGGACGGUUACGAAGGCCAUGUUAAGAGACUGAAAGAGCACAUAAGCGUGGGCGACAUAAUCCAGGCCGUCCCGUCGCAACGAUUCGCGCGACCGACCUCUCUACAUCCGUUCAACAUCUACCGGCAUCUGCGCAACGUGAACCCGUCACCAUAUCUCUUCUACGUCGACUGCGAGGACUUCCAGAUUGUGGGCGCAAGCCCGGAAUUGCUGGUCAAGGAGGAGCAGGGCCGAAUCAUCACGCACCCCAUCGCGGGCACCGUCAAGCGAGGCAAGACGCUACAAGAGGAUGCCGCUCUGGCAGAGGAGCUGUCCAACUCCAUCAAGGACCGGGCCGAGCAUGUUAUGUUGGUCGACCUAGCCAGAAAUGACGUAAAUCGCGUCUGCGACCCGCUCACCACACGUGUCGACAAGCUGAUGGUCGUUCAAAAGUUUUCCCAUGUGCAGCACUUGGUAUCCGAGGUGUCAGGGGUGCUGCGACCUGGCAAGACGCGCUUUGACGCGUUCCGGUCCAUCUUCCCCGCCGGCACGGUGAGCGGGGCACCAAAAGUUCGCGCAAUGGAGCUGAUCGCCGAGCUCGAGCGGGAAAAGCGCGGUGUGUACGCCGGGGCCGUGGGUUACUUCGGCUACAGCAGCGUGGACGGCGAGCGCGAGAUUGAGGGUGCCAUGGACACAUGCAUUGCGCUGCGAACAAUGCUGGUCAAAGACGGUAUCGCUUAUCUCCAAGCCGGGGGCGGAAUUGUCUUCGACUCGGAUCCUUACGAUGAGUGGAUGGAGACGAUCAACAAACUAGGCGCGAACAUGCAAUGCAUCACCACGGCGGAGCAGAAGCACCUGGACGAACAGGCAGAGGCGGAGGACGCAGCGACGGCGCAAUCGGCACCAGGCACGGAUGCGCACAUCUCCCUUGCAGCGUAGCGGCCGCGGUGGACCAUGGGCUGCGCCGUGACCCAUGACACUAGGGCAGCGUGGUGGCAGCGAUGGGGAGGCUGGCAAACAACGCCGCGAUCGAGUGAAUGUGGGACACAGUGCACGGCGCUAGAAUCCCAUUUCCCAAGCAUGAGCGGCGGGCGAAUCAUCGCACACUCAGCCUCGCCGAGUGCAAAGGCAGGCGCAAAUGGGCGACGAGGUUGGACUGCAGACUUAGAGAACUAGACGUCACACGUCGCGUAGAAGCGCGGCACAAGCUUUGGCUAGCACAGCAGCUCACACCAUGCAUAACUGCGUGCCACGAGGCGACGACGUGCUGUGUACUGUGUACGAUCACAGAGCGGCUCUGAGCAGAGGCGCAGUGGUCGGGAUGGCGACGGCGGCGCAGUGCCAGGGCCCUGAGACGUGACGCUCCGCUCGGU
Molecule: messenger RNA, 2146 nt
Organism: Paraphaeosphaeria sporulosa
Lineage: Eukaryota; Fungi; Ascomycota; Dothideomycetes; Pleosporales; Didymosphaeriaceae
Product: anthranilate synthase-like protein component I
Exons: 10
Coding region: 102-1712 (536 amino acids)
Biological process (GO): L-tryptophan biosynthetic process
Molecular function (GO): anthranilate synthase activity
Source: RefSeq, a predicted model, not a curated record